Messenger RNA from Trematosphaeria pertusa, 1611 nucleotides. Its product is annotated as cytochrome P450. Lineage: Eukaryota; Fungi; Ascomycota; Dothideomycetes; Pleosporales; Trematosphaeriaceae. Bases 1 to 1611 code for a protein of 536 amino acids. The record is from RefSeq and is a predicted model, not a curated record. Gene Ontology annotation, molecular function: oxidoreductase activity, acting on paired donors, with incorporation or reduction of molecular oxygen; heme binding; monooxygenase activity. The transcript is spliced from 3 exons.
AUGGAAUUUCUGAUGAGCGUCGCUCGUAUGCUCCUAACCUCCCCUCUUCUCCUACUGGUCUCCGUCUUCGGAGUCCUGAUAUUCUAUAUUUCGGUCAUAGUAAUCUACCGCCUAACUUUACACCCUCUCGCCCGCUAUCCCGGGCCCCGUCUCGCCGCCAUCACCGACAUCUACCUAACCUACUACGCCUACCGCGGCUCGCGACACCUCUGCUUCCACCGCGCACACGAGCGCUACGGUCCCUACGUACGGAUAGGCCCCAACACGCUCUCCAUCAAUACCGUCACCGGUCUAAAAACCAUCUACGGGUUCCGCGCCAAUGUCCGCAAAGCUGACUUCUACACAGCUUUUCCUGCGAACAAGAAGACGGUCAAUGUGCACAGCAGUAUUGAUAAGAUGCAGCAUGCGCGGAAGAGGAGGGUGAUGAGCCACGCAUUCUCGGACAGCGCGAUUAAGAGCCUGGAAAGGUAUAUCCUGGCGAACGUGAGGACGGCUUGUCGGUUGCUGGGCGAGUCGAAAAAUGGUGCCGGUGUAGGCGAACAGAAGGGGGAUGAGAAAGGAUGGAACGAUGCCUGGAAUGUGGCGAACUGGUGCAACUGGUUGGUCUUCGAUAUCAUGGGGGACUUGGUGUUUGGGAAGGCGUUCGGGAUGUUGGAGAGUCCAGCCAAUCGGUUCGCGGUCGACCUGGUGGGGAACGCGGCGCAUCGACAUUUGAUCUGCGGAACCCAUCUUACGAUCCACAAGUGGCACCUUGAUAAGAUACUGUUCCACAAGAUCGCUGCUCAGCGCGGCCAGUACAUGCAGUAUAGCAAGUCGCAGGCCAUGGAGAGGACCAAGCUGGGCGUCGAUGUCGACCGGAAGGACUUCUUCUACCACCUACUGAACGCCAAAGACCCGGAGACCGGGAAGGGCUUCAGCAUGGAUGAGCUGUGGGGCGAGUCGAAUCUUUUGAUCAUCGCCGGAUCAGACACCACAUCCACGGCUAUGGCGGCAACGUUCUUCUACCUGGCCCACAAUCCCACGGCGCUACAGAAAUUGUGCAAAGAGAUCCGCGAUACUUUCUCUGACGUCGAGGAGAUUGUAUCGGGACAGAAGCUGAGUGGCUGCUUGUAUCUUCGCGCCUGUAUUGAUGAGUCAAUGCGCAUGACACCUCCCGUUGCUGGCGCACUCCCUAGGCAAGUCCUGCUAGGCGGCAUCGACAUCGAUGGGCACCACAUCCCAGCAGGCGUUGACGUCGGCGUCCCGCAUUAUGCCAUCCACCACAACUCUAACUACUAUCCUCGCCCGUUUGACUACGUUCCCGAGCGUUGGCUAUCGGAUUCUACUGCCAACCCUCUGCAUGCAAAGCUCUCGGACGCGCUUUCAGCCUUCUGUCCAUUCAGUAUUGGUCCAAGAGGAUGCAUCGGCAAGGGAUUGGCGUACGUGGAGUUGACUGUGACGAUUGCGAGGGUAUUGUUCUUGUAUGACCUGAGACUGGCUCCAGGGACCACAUUGGGAGGAGGAGGCAAGGACCUGGAGGUUGGAAGGACAAGAGCGACAGAGUAUCAAAUCGAAGAUAGGUUUGCGAGUAUGAAGGAUGGGCCGGUAUUGCAAUUUCGGGCGAAGAUUUAA